Hevea brasiliensis (rubber tree) is the source of this 795-nucleotide messenger RNA. RefSeq names its product thioredoxin-like protein CXXS1. NCBI's taxonomy places the organism in Eukaryota, Viridiplantae, Streptophyta, Magnoliopsida, Malpighiales, Euphorbiaceae. The transcript is spliced from 3 exons. The record is from RefSeq and is a predicted model, not a curated record. The coding region runs from base 223 to 600 and encodes 125 amino acids.
AAGUGACAAAUUGGCUGUACUCGCCAAUAAGGCUUAGAUAGAUUAGAGGAUAUAAGUGGGUCCCAACAGGGAACCUUUCAUAUUUUGCUAAUCUGGUAGCAAUGGAAGCAUGAAAGAAAUGGUAGUGUCUACUCUAGUCUAGAACAAGAAUCAAAAGCUCCAGGGAAGGAGGUAAAGAAGAGAAACCAAGACAAGAAGAAGAAGAAGAAGAAAGGAGACGAGAUGGAGACCCAAGAGCAGCAAGCUAAGUCACGAGUUGUGAAGGUGGAUUCGGUGGAGUCUUGGGAUUUCUAUGUUACCCAAGCCAAUAAUCAAGGCUGCCCUAUUGUUGUACACUUUACUGCUUCAUGGUGUAUCCCCUCUGUGGCCAUGAACCCUUUUUUCGAGGAAUUAGCCUCGGCUUAUCCAGAUGUCCUGUUUCUAGCUGUUGAUGUCGAUGAAGUCAAGGAGGUGGCUUCUAAACUGGAGGUAAAGGCCAUGCCUACAUUUGUGCUGAUGAAGGAUGGUGCACAAAUUGACAGGCUGGUGGGUGCCAAUCCAGAGGAGAUAAGGAAAAGGAUUGGUGGGUUUGCUCAGUCCAUUCGUGUGGCUGUAGCCUAGUUACUGUGUGUGUGUGUGUGUGGCGUUGUGUGAGAGUGGAGAGAGAUCUUGUAUAUUAUGAACAGGUAAAAUAUGUGGUUAUGGUGGACGGUGGAGCAGCACUUUAAACAGAAACGAUGUUGAUGAUUGUGGUUUGUAUAUGUUGAUUACUGUCGCAAAUCAUGUAGUUAGAAAGUGUUUUACUUUGUGGCCUUA